CGGAAGCUGCUACAGAAUCGCCUUCAUUGUGCACACAGCAGUCUAGCUGUCUAGCUCCGCGUGUUGCUAACAAUGGCGUCAUCUGAUCCUGCCGAGCGUUGGUUCAUAGACAAAGAACCAACGCUCGGCAGCAUCCAUGCUCGGCAGUACUCGAUUACUGCCGAGCAUGGAUGCUGCCGAGGCAAGCACUUCUAAAGCUGUUCAAGGCAAGAGGAAGAUUUAUCUUGAGCCGGAUGUGCGCUGUCAUCCGCCAAGAACAACUAAAUGGCGUGCAAAAGCAUUUUUGCAACCAGAGGACUCUGCCGAACUUGCCGACAGCGGGUCCGCUUCUCAAGCACCCGCCGAAGCCGACGGGCUAGCUCAGACUUCAAGCGAGAGAACGGGCUGCUUGCACGUGUCCAGUGUCCCUCAAGACGAAUACCAAGGCCCCAACAGUGACGGCAAUGACAGCUUCGAUCUGGAUGAAGAUAAAACCUCCUCUGACGACGCUGACAUGUGCAAUGAUGAAGUGCCAGAAGAUGACUGGAACACACUGUCCCAAACAACUCUGCCCAAUUCUGUGCUCACUGUUGCUGAAGCACUGUUGAGCAUCCUAACCUACAGUGUGUCUGCUGGUCUCAACUGGAAUCAACUGGAAGACCUUGUUAAACUGGUGAACUUUUUGCUUGGAGACAAAGUUAUUCCAUGUUCACGACACAUUCUUCGAAAAAUGUGGGCAAGUUCAAGCUCUGUGCAACAUCAUUUCUUUUGUUCCGCAUGUAAAUCCUAUGCUGGGGAGCCAGCUGUCCUAGACAUCACUUGCAGCAAUUGUGGCGAAAAUGUCUGCGUGUCAAACUUCAAGAAGAGCAACUUCUUUUCUACACUUAAUGUAAAGAAACAGCUGGAGGACCUUCUUCGGAGCGAAUCAAUAGCAAAGGCAUUAUUCGAUCAACUGAGUAGUCGUGGAGAUGCAUCAUGUAUGAAAGACAUCACCGACGGAGCGUUACUGAAGAAAUGCCGAAAGCACUGGGAGUGGACGGACAUCACAAUCACAGUUAACACGGAUGGUGCAAGAGUGUUCAACUCUUCAAAAGACAGCCUGUGGCCAAUCCAGUUUGUGGUUAACGAACUUCCAAUAUUUCUGAGGUGGAGCAAUGUGCUUUUGGGUGGACUUUGGUUUGGCCGUGGCCACCCAGACAUGCAGGUUUUCUUUGGAACCUUUGUUAAAGAACUGAAGGAAAUGGGCCCUGUUGUCUGGAGGUGUGGCUCUCAUGUCCUGAAAUCUGUGGUGCGUGUGGUAUGCGUCUGUGUUGAUGCCCCUGCUCGUGCCCUCAUUCUUCAAAUGAAACAAUUCAAUGGACAUUAUGGUUGUAGCUUCUGCUUGGAGCGAGGAACGUUUCUUGAUGGUGCCCUUCGCUAUGUGUUGCCUGGAAAUAGCGCACAGGAAGCUGCUGCUGAAAGGACCACUGCCGGAAUGAAGCAAGAUGCGAAGCGAGCAAGGCGCUGUGGUGCUCCAGUCAAUGGAGUGAAAGGUUCAACAGUGCUUUCAAGGCUUGAUGCCUAUGAUGUUGUUUGGGGAACUUGUCCAGAUUAUAUGCAUGUUGUUCUUGAAGGCGUAACAAAACAAUUUUGUGCUUUGUGGCUACAAUCUGCUGGGUGUGAAUACUACAUUGGCUCAAGACAAACAAUGGAACUUCUAAACUCACGAAUUUUGGCCAUCAAGCCACCAAAUUGGUUUACCCGCUUGCCUCGCAAAUUAUCAGACUACACAAUUUGGAAAGCAAGUGAAUGGAAGUGGUGGCUGUUGCAUUAUUCUCUCCCAUGUCUCAGUGGUAUUUUGCCCACGAAGUAUCUCAAACACUUCAGCUUACUUGUGCAAGGAAUUUACAUUCUUCUAAAAGACGAAUUAAGCGACAGUGACAUCGUAACUUCAUCUGAUGCUCUCUCAGAGUUUGUGGCGCACACGCAGACAUUAUAUGGAACUUCUGCUAUGACAUUCAAUGUGCAUCAGCUCCUCCAUUUGCCAAAAAGUGUUGCUAAACUUGGUCCACUUUGGUCUCAUUCUUCGUUUGUAUUUGAAAAUGGGAAUGGCAUUCUUGUUAAGCUUGUCGCCGGGGCCUGUGGAGUUCCCCUCCAAAUUUUGGAGCGCUACGUACUGCUAAGAAAACUGAAAACUCUCCCCUACAUCUUGCACCUUUCACCACAGUCGCAGAGCUACUUCACUUUGCAAAAAUCAAGCAGUAGCAGUGAAACAGUGUUGCUGGGAAUUGGCAGACCUUGCACUGGUGCCGACUACCACUAUGUCGUCGAGAGACUUGACUGUCAACCAGAAACACUUGUUGAAUAUUAUAGAGCGCUCAUCGGUGGACAAGCAGUUCACUCUGUGCAAUACAAAAGGCCUCAAAGGAGUUUUAAUUCUACCUUUGUUAGUACAUCUGGCAAAUUUUUUUUAAUUAACAGGAUAUUUGACACAGGCAGUUCUAAUGCUAUCCUCGAAUGCCAAGAAUUAAUCCCUACUCGAGACUUUUUUGCCUCUCACAUUUCAGUUUGUACGAAAAGCAGCGAACCUCUUGUCCUUGUUUAUCCAAGUGAUUUUUACCGUUUGUGUGUGUUCAUGGAGAUAAAGGGCACAAUUUUUGUGUCCACAAUUCCGAAUCUUUAUGAGAAAGACUAGUAGCCAAUUGAGGCCAUAAUAAUUGCUAUACAGCCUGUGUUCUUAAAGAUCCAAGACUUUCAUUUGUGUUUGAAGUGCUGUUACAUGAUGGGCUUAUGGUAGUCAUUGAAGAAUGAACACUAGUCAUUGAAUUUGUUAGAAUGUUGCUGCCUAAACAGGCUUUACAAAAGUUUUAAGUCAACCAGCCUCGUCAGAAUUUUGAGCUUAUUGCUUUUACGCACUGCUGGUUCGAUCAUUUCAGCGGGAUAAAAAUUUGUCUUUUCUUGAUUUCAUUGCGUCACCUUCUUUGGUUAAAAAAAUUGAGUGAUUUGUUUGAUGACGUCAUAGCCUUGAAAGUAACAGUAAGUGAGGCCAGCAAGCUUAAAGGCCAAGAGCAACAAACGUUUGAGCUACACAGAAAGCAUUAUUUCGGAUAGUGCAG
Molecule: messenger RNA, 3074 nt
Organism: Dermacentor silvarum
Lineage: Eukaryota; Metazoa; Arthropoda; Arachnida; Ixodida; Ixodidae
Exons: 3
Coding region: 137-2653 (838 amino acids)
Source: RefSeq, a predicted model, not a curated record